Anoplophora glabripennis (Asian longhorned beetle) is the source of this 2323-nucleotide messenger RNA. RefSeq names its product PR domain zinc finger protein 5-like. The annotation marks the transcript as partial. NCBI's taxonomy places the organism in Eukaryota, Metazoa, Arthropoda, Insecta, Coleoptera, Cerambycidae. Gene Ontology annotation, molecular function: zinc ion binding; RNA polymerase II transcription regulatory region sequence-specific DNA binding; DNA-binding transcription factor activity, RNA polymerase II-specific. The record is from RefSeq and is a predicted model, not a curated record. The transcript is spliced from 8 exons. Gene Ontology annotation, cellular component: nucleus. Gene Ontology annotation, biological process: regulation of transcription by RNA polymerase II.
UUCUGUUUAUAUUUAAAAGAAGAUUGUUGCAGAGUAAUGACUGAUGUUAAGGAAAAGUCGUGUAGGCUUUGCCUUAAAAUUAUAACCGAUGAAAGUUUUGAAAUGAUAGACAACAGUAUCAGAGACAUUUUAUAUGUUCUUUUUCCGACAUUUAAAUUUGAUGGCGAGAGCAAAGAGGUUAUAUGUAACGUUUGCAGAAGAAAGUUAAAUGCGGCGUCAGAAUUUAAAUCGACGUGUCUAAAUACCGAUAACACAAUAAUGCUUUAUGCGGAUAGUGAAAAAAUGUUACAGCUUGACCUAAGAGAAGUGUACAUGCGGGAAAAGAGAAGCGAGUUAGCUGAUAUUUCUUGCGGUCAGAAAAUAUGUCGAUUGUGUAUGCAGCCAAUAGAACGUGAGUUUAGGUGCAUACGUGAAGUGGAACUUGAAGCUAUUGAGAAAUUGGCUCCUGAAAUGAAUAUAAAUAUCGUCAAAGAUCCCACUAUUUGUAAGCCAUGCUUUGUUUCUCUGUGCACUUACAACAGUUUCCUCGAAGAUUGCUCAGAGGUAGAAGAAAAAAUGAAAAGUAUUUUUGGUAGUUCCGCCGCAGGAAGUCAAAUGGAUACGUCUCCACUCGAUUUAUUCGUUAAGACUGAAAACCUGGAUAAAGAAUUUGACGAGAUGAAAAUGUCCAUUAAAGCUGAAUGUGUUGACAUAAAACCGGAAGAUGAGGAAAGAAGCGACACGCCACUUCACACCUCCGAUAUUGUACCAUUCGAGGAGAGUGACUGUAAAAAUGAAGAAGAGGAUGGAUGUAAAGAUGAGAAUGGAUCAGAAGUGAUAACCAAGCAGGAGCACAAAGUAUUGUACAAAUGUGAGAUCCCUUUUACGGCACACUGUGCGAGACGUGAGACAGAUUUGGAAGUUUAUAAAUGUGAAUCGUGUGACUACGAAACUGAAAACAGAAAAUUACUUCAGAAACACCUGUCGAGGCAUAAAGAUCCUUCACAGGUCCAUGUGUACAGGUGUGACGACUGCGACUACAAAACUAGACACAACAGUCACUUCAAACAGCAUCAACUGAAACAUAAAGAUCCUUCGCAGGUUCAAACGUACAGGUGCCACGAUUGCAAUUAUGAAACUAUUCGCAACAGUCAUUUCAAACAGCAUCAACUGAAACAUAAAGACUCUUCGCAGGUUCAAAUGUAUAGGUGUAAGGACUGCGAUUUCGAAACUAAAUACAGGAGAUGUGUCGAAAAAACAAUGACUGAUGUUAAGGAAACGUCGUGUAGGCUUUGCCUUAAAAAUAUAACCGAUGAAAGUUUUGAAGUGAUAAACGACAUUAUCAGAAAUAUUCUAGAUGUUCUUUUGCUGAAAUUGAAAUUUGAUGAUGAGAGCAAAGAGGUUAUAUGUAACGUUUGCAGAAGAAAGUUAAAUACAGCAUUAGAAUUUAAGUCAACGUGUUUGAAUACCGAUAACACAAUUAUUCAAUAUGUGGAUAGCGAAAAAAUGUUACAACUCGAAUUAAGAGAAGUGUACACGCAGGAAAAGAAGAAUGAGUUAGUUUGCAGUCAGAAAAUAUGUCGAUUGUGUAUGCACCCGGUAGAAAGUGAGUUUAGGUGCAUUUGUCAAGAGGAACUUGAAGCUAUUCAGAAAUUGAUACCUGAAAUGUAUGUAAAUAUCAUCAAAGAUCCCGUUGUUUGUAAGCCAUGCUUUGAUUCUCUAUCUACUCACAACAGUUUCCUAAAAGAUUGCUCAGAGGUAGAAGAAAAAAUUAAAAGUAUUUUUGUUAAUUCAGCCACAGAAAGUCAGACAGAUACGUCUCCACUCGAUUCAUUCGUUAAGACUGAAAACUUGGACAAAGAAUUCGAUAUUAAAGAAAUGGAAAUGUCAAUUAAAACUGAAAGUAUCGACAUAAAAUCGGAAGAUGAGGAAAGAAGCGACACGCCACUCCUGAUCUCCGAUAUUGUACCAUUCGAAGAGAGUGACUGUAAAAAUGAAGAAGAGGAUAGAUGUAAACAUGAGAAUGGAUCAGAAGUGAAAACGAGACUGGAGCGCAAAGUAUUGUACAAAUGUGAUAAAUGUAUCUUCGAAACUGAAAGUGAGAUGUGUUUUACGACACACUGUGCGAGACAUGAGAACAAUUUGAGAGCAUAUGAAUGUGAAUCGUGCGAGUACGAAACUGAAAAUAAGAAAUUAUUUCGGAAGCACCUGUUGAAACAUAAAGAUUCUUGGCAAAUUCAAAUGUACAGGUGUAAAGAUUGCAACUAUGAAACUAAACUCAAAAGUUAUUUCAAACGGCAUCAACUAAAACAUAAAGACCCUUCGCAAGUUCAAAUGUACAGAU